AUGUCGCACCGCAAGAAAGUUCUGCUUAAGGUGAUCAUUUUGGGUGAUAGUGGCGUGGGGAAAACGUCGCUUAUGAACCAGUACGUGAACGAAAAGUUUAGUAGUCAAUACAAGGCCACGAUUGGUGCCGACUUUCUUACCAAGGAGAUCAUGCUGGACGACAAACUGGUGACGAUGCAAAUAUGGGACACGGCGGGCCAGGAGCGAUUCCAGAGUCUAGGUGUCGCCUUUUACCGUGGAGCUGAUGCAUGCGUGCUGGUCUAUGACAUUACCAACCCCAAGUCUUUUGAGAAGCUGGACACGUGGCGAGACGAGUUCUUGGCACAGGCAGGACCAAGAGACUCGGAUGCCUUUCCGUUUAUUGUACUGGGUAACAAGGUGGACAAGGAGUCGGAACGAAGAGUUCCCAAGGAGAAGGCGCACGAGUGGUGCCGUGGAAAGAACGUCCAACAGCCAAUUCAGCACUAUGAAACAAGUGCGAAAGAAGCGACGAGUGUGGAAGAAGCGUUUCAGACAAUUGCUGCUUCGGCUUUGCACAAGGGCCAUGAAGACGAUAUUUACGUACCUGAAACGAUUGAUCUCAGUUGCACAUCAUCGAAGCGGGAGAGCUCUUCAUGCUGCUAA
Molecule: messenger RNA, 624 nt
Organism: Peronospora farinosa
Lineage: Eukaryota; Oomycota; Peronosporomycetes; Peronosporales; Peronosporaceae
Source: the annotation of a GenBank genome assembly